Molecule: messenger RNA, 5160 nt
Organism: Homarus americanus (American lobster)
Lineage: Eukaryota; Metazoa; Arthropoda; Malacostraca; Decapoda; Nephropidae
Product: nischarin-like
Exons: 5
Coding region: 65-1513 (482 amino acids)
Cellular component (GO): cytoplasm
Molecular function (GO): protein kinase binding; phosphatidylinositol binding
Source: RefSeq, a predicted model, not a curated record
CAUGUUUGUUUACCUUUGGCUCCUCAAUGAGAGAAUUAUUGUGUUGCACCAUAACUGUUAACAGAUGGCAUCCCUGAGUCGUGAAAAUCAGGUGGAAGCAAAUAUCUCCAGCACUGAACAGCAAGAUGGCGUCACUCUGUACAACAUUACCCUGAAUGUGGGACCUGUCCAGUGGUCUGUCAAGCAACGUUAUAAUGCCUUUGUGGAGCUUCAUGACAAAUUAGUCAGUAACCAUGGAGUCGCUCGAGACCUUCUCCCCCCGAAGAAGAUCAUUGGCAACAAGGAUCCUGCAUUUAUAGAGAAGAGAAGGGCUGAUUUAGAACUCUACUUACAGACCAUCAUCAAUUUCAUGCACCGUGCACUACCCAGAGAACUGGCAGAAUUCCUAGACUUCCAUCAGUAUGAACUGACACACCUGCUUCAGUCCCUGGCCAGGCAUUUCUUCCAUGAGGGUGAUAAACUGCUGCAUGAUGACCAGCCAGUGUACUUCACCCCUUUACAAUUGCAUGCCAUCUCCUUCCGACUCAAAAAUCCUCUCCCCACCAACAUGGCAUCAGAACAAGAGACAGAUUUCAGUCAUGUGGUUGACUUUGUUUCUCAAGUUCAACAUCUGAUCAUCAAAGGGAGCAGCCAGUCUCUCAGAACAAGUAACAUCAUCCAAAAUACCCUCCCCUACACUCUGAAUACAUUCAAGAAUGUUGAGAAGUUGACUCUGAAAAAUGCCAGUGUGUCCCAAGUGGAUCAUCUCGGAGCAGUCAGGAGAACUACCAGAUCUUUGGAAGUGAAGAGCAGUGGCAUGGUGCAGAUGUCAGAUAUACUACUGUGUGAUGCUGUGUAUAAGGAAAGUGUUGAAGGCACUGAUCCUCACAAAUGGAUGCUGCUUACUGAUGUUGAUGUCAGUAGCAACCACAUUGCCCAUAUUGAUGACUCAGUUGCUCUAGCACCUAAUAUUGAGAAGUUGAACUUAAGUUGCAAUAAGUUGUCAUCUGUGGAGAAUCUGACUUUACUUCCUCAUUUAGUAUCUCUUAAUCUUUCUAAUAAUCUCUUCACCACCUUGGAGGAUAUGCACACGAAGCUUGGCAAUGUGGUUGAUCUAGAUCUAUCACAGAAUAAUUUAGCUUCUCUUAAAGGCUUAAGUAGACUUUAUUCUCUGGCAUCACUCAAUGUUUCAACCAACACCAUAUGGGAGAUCUCAGAGGUGAGUCAUAUAUCUCGUCUCCCUUGCCUAGAGACUCUCAUUAUCACAGGUAAUCCUGUUGCAACGAUAGUGGAUUAUCGCACUAAAGUACUUGAACUGUUUGGUCAGAGGGCAUCAGAGAUAUGUCUAGACAAUGAACGGCCGACUCAGAGAGAGUUGGAAUUUGUUGCUGUCCUUCAGGCCAUCAGGGCAUCAAAAGAGGGACGACUGCCCACCCUCAGUAUAUCUAGUCCACUUCCUAUCUCUACCACCACCAUAUCUUUUGACCGCCCUGAUAUGGCCACAGCUGUCAGUGAAUCUUCCAAUAAUAAAUAACACAUAGGAAUGCUUAAUAUCCUUUUUACAGAAAUGAUCCUUUAUGAUCUUAAACUAUUUAUCAAAGAAUGAGAAACUGUCAUUCCAAAUUUUUCUUAGAAAUGUUAUUGCAUGCACUUCAUAUAAAUUUAUAUUUAUAGCUUAAUAAUCCUUCAGUUUAUUUACUAUUGAUUAAAGUUCAGUUACAGAAGCAGUAAUGUUAUGACACAAUCAUUCAUAAGAUUUUCAAUUUUGGUUAAAUUUCUAAUUUUCCUAAGGUUUCCUAAACAAAGUGAAAUUUAUAUAAGGUAUUAUGACAAGUUUAAAUGGAGUUGUACUAGGAAUAGUUGAGUGACGUGUCUAUGGUGGAUGUUUACCUAGUCAACUGAGUUUUUGUAGUACCUCCUUCCCACUACUCUAGCUGGCCUUCAGUAGGUGAGCAGCUUGGCAGAUGGCACCAUGCUAGAAAUGGAGUAUUGGUUGACUUGAUAUCAGGUGUACUAGCUGAGUCAACAACCAAGCAGCUCACAUACCUCCCCUUCUAAAUUGGCUUUGUGAUUCUUCGGCUGAAACCAAAGGAAAAUGAUGGACUUGUCUGUAAGUUGAAGAUGGUGACCUGUAGUAGCAGUGAGAGGCACUGGCUGGGUAUCCAGGCUCUCAUUAGACCUCCAUGUGCAGAGGGCAGACUUUGCUUCUAAUUUUCUCUUCCUAUGGUGAUGGUUGUGACUAGGAAGACAGUCACAAGAUAAAUUUCCAUCUAAUAUAUGUCAUCAAGACAAUGUCAUACUUUCAUAAUUGAUUAGUGUAGUAACACAGGUCGCUUGAUUGUGAGCUCAGCUAGAACACAAUAUUACAGGGUCCAUACACCAUUUUUACACAACUCUUUCAUUGAACAUGCCAGAUACCUUUACUAAACCCCAAAAAUUAUGGUUCUCUGGUAAAGGUAAACUCUGCCAGGGGGUGAUUUAGCAGUAUGAGUCUCACAGGUCAUUUGUUUCCACCUCUCAGUUAAAUAAUGAUAUUUUGUGCUUUAAUCCUUCAUUUAUAUGAAAGAAUAAUUGAUGCAGGUAACUGGUUGUAACAUAAGACUAAUACUAGACAGUUGGAUGCAUCUCAUGAGCAGAUAUUAUUGAGUGUGUUGUAAUAGAAUAUUCACCGCAGUAUUACGCUGAUUACUAGAUAUGUAGAUUAUAGUUUACCAUACUUGAAAUAAUUCUCAUUGCUUGUCUGUGCUGAAAGAUCUGCUUCCUGCAGUCUACCUUUAUAGAGCCCCUUUUUACCCUUCGUAGCUUGACUUACUCUUUGUUAAUUAGCUGUGAUGAUUUCAGUACAUCGGGAGCUAAUGAGUACGUAUUUUUAAUCAAAAUGAAAAUUGCCUGUUGUUUGCAUUAUCUGUUUAUUCUGUUGAAGAAUUGUUGAUGUUUCACAAAUGAGAGUUCUCUUUGUUUAAUACAGUACAGUAUGUCCAAAAGACGUUUGUGGAAGAUACAUUUGAAUACCGUAUGCUGUUGCAAUUAUGAAAAAGUUAGGAAAUUAUAUCUUCACAAAUGUUUAUACUUAAUAGACAAAAUCCUCCCCUCACUCUGCUCAUAUUUCUUGGAAUAUGUUCACGGUUUUCCUCCCACAACACACAGGAUGUAUACUUAAUUUCUCUUAUAGAGGACCAUUCCUCUAUCUCAUGGUUGGUCUUACUUCACUCCUGCUAACCAUGUAAACUCUUUAAAAAUUCCAGGAUCCAUUCUUUUGUUCCACCUCAGAAUUAUCACCUCUUUAGCAAUUACUAUCUCUCAUUUCUUUAUCACUCUUAUAUUUGUUCUUCCUAUUUUGGGUUAUGAAACUUUUGGCUCUCAACAGUACAAAUCAGUUGCUUGUAACCAUCUAAACAUCACCCAAUCCACAUCCUUGCUUUAUUUGUGUUAAUCUUUGCCUUCCAGUCACCAUACCACACCUGCAGGUCUUUGUCAACCCCUGUCACCCUAGGAAGGGGCACAGGAUUGGGUUCUUUCUGUCCUUGUAUCUGUCUGUGUGACCACCAUUGGUGAACAUGAUGACUUGAACAAUAUAGGAUUGGGUUUUAACCAAAAAGUUAAUAUGUUUAUACUAGUAGAUCAAUCAAAUUCAUGGGAUAAUGUUCCUACAAAUUGUAUAUUAGUUGUGUCUGGUUAAAGUGGGGUUACAUUCCAAGGUCCUUAAAUAUUACCCUAGAUUUCUGUACUCCCUUUAGUAAUUGCUGUUUCCACCAUAUAGUCAAUGUAUUCAUGGGCUUUGACUUAAGUGGCCAAAGGUUAAUUUUCUGUUCCUGAUAGACUGGUGCAGUGAAGCUGGUACAGUAUGUGUGCAUGCACUGUCAAUAGUACAACAGGGAAUGUCAGUUAUCAUAGCAAUAGAGCAUUUAAUCUCUCAUUGCUCUGGCUGGGUUUUUUAUUCUGGAUUGGAUGUGAAAAGAUAUUGCCUAGUGUGACUAUUAAAUAUCACUUGUUUUCUCUGGGCACUCUAGUUUCCUUCUAAACUAACACUGGACCAAGCCACCAGCUUUUAUCCCCCAACAUCAAGGGGGGAAAAACCCAUUCUGUUAUAAGGUUGCUGUAAUGUCAUUUACCAGACAAUCAGGCAUAGCGCUUUGAGUCUUGCACUGCCAAAUAGAAGCAUCUCACAAAUUCUAGCUAAGUAUUGCCAAACCACUAUUUCGUGGCCUUUCCUAAGUUAAGUCUUGACAUCAUUUGAUUAUUCCUGUAUAUAAGUGUGUUCACUGUGUGUAUUAUGUUUGGUGUAAUUUAUGUUUGAUUUAUAUUUUAUGUUAAGUAAACACAUGUGAAAACUUGUGGUGUUAAAGUGGGUGAGGUGAAGGUGUGCUGUGUACUCAUACAUGUGACUGAUGGCUUGGGAAGAAGGCAGAUGGUUGGCAGGCAGUGGUGGAGCUGAUCCUAAUUUUUUCUUAUGUCUUUAAUAAAUGAAGGUUCACAAGGUCUCCAGGAAUUGAACACAAAAAAUUUACUUAUACUCAAUUAUACACUGAACUAUAAAUAUUGUACAACUUAUUCAUUGACCACCUCUUCCACCACUUGAGUGGAGUUAUAGUAUAUUAUUUUCUUCAUGUUAUACAUAUUCAUACUGUAUCAUAAUUAGAUUUCAUAUUUCAGUAAUAAUCAUAAUGUUAUGAUUUAGUUCUCCAUUUGAAUGUAUGUAAGUUUUUGUCCACUUGUGUGUUCAUGUGUGUGUAUGUGUACAUUUCUGUGCAUGGUAUAUCUUUUUACUGUAAUAAUUGGCUUCCUUGGCCCUUCCACGCUGUCCUCUGACCCAACUUCUCACCUUUUAACCCGUAAGGUCUGUGGUAUACGAGUACAUGUAUGUUACUAACACAUCCGUAGUAUUCAUUUUCUUACUUUCUUUUAUAUUGGAAAAUGACUUAUUUUGAUGAGAGAAAUCCCUAUCUAUCUGCUCUUGCUUAUGAUCAGAGUUAGAGAGGUGCCACUGUACUGUACAGCAUGCCCUGAUAAUUCGCUGAUGACACCCUGGAUGUACCCAAGAAUGUUUAAGAAUGGUUUUAAAGUUACUGUACUGGCAUUUUUGCAGCCGAGACAGGGAACCAUUCGUUCUAGAGACAGUACUUUUUUUUACCUGUUUUGUAUGUGUGUGUAUGGGAGUGUGUGUGUGUACAUACACACACA